Molecule: messenger RNA, 1065 nt
Organism: Umbelopsis ramanniana AG
Lineage: Eukaryota; Fungi; Mucoromycota; Umbelopsidomycetes; Umbelopsidales; Umbelopsidaceae
Exons: 7
Coding region: 63-935 (290 amino acids)
Cellular component (GO): mitochondrion
Source: RefSeq, a predicted model, not a curated record
CGAUGCUCAAGCCGAAGAUAUACUGGUUUAACAGCUUGAUACUUUAUUUUUGACACUUUGUAAUGUUGGCACGCUCAUCCUCAUUACUUACUCGCGCAGCUGUGUGUUCUACUUUGCGACGACCAUUUACUUCAACCUCCUUGGCACCGCUCUCGCACACGCCACUCUGUCGAGACGACGAACCAACACAGAGCAAAGCUGGAGGUAUUCUGGAAAGCGUUCUCUACGGCUCUAAACAGUCUAAGGAGGAGGAAAAGGCUACCCACUCCAAGGUACUGGCGCGAGGCAAAUACGUUCAUGAACUGCAAAGACACAAAGUGAAGCCUGACCGAGUGGAGGAGUACGCGGCUCUCAUAGCAGAGCACUUCCCCCGCAUAGCAAACGAUCCUGCCAACAACGUGCAUUUGUGUGGAAGUUGGUCAACAGAUAUUGGACAGCAAGAUACAUUUGUUCAUAUUUGGGAAUACAAAGGAUACCCUGGUCAUAAGGAGACUAUGGAACGGCUACAACAGGAUGCUCAAUAUCAAAGAUUUAUGAGGGACAUUCGCCCCCUGUUGAUAUCUCGUGAAAAUACGAUGAUGCUUGAAUUCUCUUUCUGGGCAACUUCUCCGCCACGGGUCACUAACGGAAUCUACGAACUCCGCAGAUAUGAAUUGAGGCCUGGAAAUUUACUCGAAUGGGAGAUGCAUUGGCGCAAGGGUUUGGACUGCCGUCGUCAGUUCUGUGAACCUGUUGGAGCCUGGUUCAGUCAAUUGGGAGAUUUGAACGUCGUUCAUCAUAUGUGGACAUAUCCUGAUUUACAAACUCGCAAGAUCACCCGUGAAGACGCUUGGCAAGUUGAUGGGUGGGCUGAAACCGUCACUAAUACUGUCCGUUUGAUCAACAAGAUGCAAUCAUCCAUCUUGAAGCCACUUGAGUUUAGCCCGCUUAGAUAAAUUAACCGGAAACAUAUACGGAGAGGCAAAGUCAAAGUCUUUUCAUAUAUGUGGAGGGGAUAUGGAUGAAUUCAAAACAUAUGUAAUGUGGUUUUUGUUGGAUGAGGUUUUCUAUCUAUAUAUAAAAACA